CCCGUUUAUAUAAUAAGCUGAAAAUUAAACACUCAAAGCUCCACUGUGCACAGUCUCUGUCUUCACGAAUCAUCAUCUGCAAUCCACCCAACCUUCUCCUCUAAUUAGGUAAUCUGCAAAAAGGGACACUCAUUUGUCUCAGAAAUGAGCCCAACUGAUUAUACUGCAGAAGUUACAAGUUUGUCAUCUAAAGCGACUGAGAAGGAUGUCUUUGAUUUUUUUUCUUUCUGUGGUGCAAUUGACCAUGUUGAAAUUGUCAGAGCUGGUGAGCAUGCAUCCACGGCCUAUGUGACGUUCAAGAACCCCCAUGCUUUGGAAACUGCUGUCCUGCUCAGUGGAGCUACUAUUGUUGAUCAACCUGUUUGCAUAACCCGAUGGGGACAUUACGAAGAUGACUAUGAUAUGUGGAACCGUUCUACAUGGAAAAUUGAAGAAGAAAGCAGUUCAAGUGACUCUCGAGCCCCCCGAGCUGUUCCAUCUGCUGGGGAAGCCGUAUCUCUAGCUCAAAACGUGGUGAAAACAAUGGCGGCUAAAGGAUACGUGCUGGGAAAAGAUGCGUUUAGCAAGGCAAAAGCCUUGGACGAAUCCCAUCAGGUAUCAGCAACAGCAGUAGCCAAGGUUGCUGAGCUGAGUGAAAGAAUGGGGCUAACUGAUAAGAUAUUUGCUGGGGUUGAAGCAGCGAAAUCCGUGGACCAAACAUACCAUAUCACAGAUACUACAAGAACGGCCAUAUCUGCAACCGGAAGGACUGCAGCUUCUGCUGCAAAUGCUGUCAUUAACAGUAGUUACUUUUCCCGAGGAGCUCUUUGGGUAUCGGGCGCUCUGAGCAGAGCUUCUCAGGCCGCAGCCAACAUGGGUGCUCAUGGUGUCAACAAAUAGGAGCCUGUUGUUCGUAUGUCUCCUUUGUUAUCUAUAUGUAUCGUCGAGUAUUAUGGAACUCCUGUGACAUCAUAUAUUACAUCUAAGUUAAAAUGCAAAAAUAGGAACUUUUUGUUACAA
Molecule: messenger RNA, 999 nt
Organism: Salvia hispanica
Lineage: Eukaryota; Viridiplantae; Streptophyta; Magnoliopsida; Lamiales; Lamiaceae
Product: RNA-binding (RRM/RBD/RNP motifs) family protein
Molecular function (GO): RNA binding
Source: RefSeq, a predicted model, not a curated record